AAAUCAUACCUUCAAUCGUGAAAAUCCUUGUAAUAAUUAAUGGCAGAUCAGCAGCUAAAACCUGUAGCAGGGCUUCUUCUGUUCCUCAACUUUUGCAUGUAUGCUGUUGUUUUAGGCAUCGGUGGAUGGGCGAUGAACAGAGCAAUUGAUCAUGGUUUUAUAAUCGGUGCUGGGUACGAUCUGCCUGCACAUUUCUCACCGGUGUAUUUUCCGAUGGGCAACGCCGCCACUGGAUUCUUUGUGGUGUUUGCUCUGAUCGCCGGAGUUGUUGGAGUUGCGGCGGCUAUCUCGGGAUUGAACCAUAUUCGUUAUUGGGAUGCCGAUAGCUUGCCUUCUGCCGCCUCUGCCGCCAGCAUUGCAUGGACUCUCACACUUCUUGCCAUGGGGUUUGCAUGGAAAGAGAUUGAUCUGGGUAGAAGAAACGCACGUUUGAGAACAAUGGAGGCUUUCAUUAUUAUCCUGUCUGCAACUCAGCUCUUUUACAUUGCUGCCAUUCAUGGAGCUGCUUCAAGGAAAAGAACUUAUUAACAUCAAUAAAUAUAUAAAAAAAAUUAUAUAUGUAUAUAUGUGUGUAUCUAUUUUGAGGUUUGUGCUUUAUUUAUAUUUUUUAUUUCAAUUUUUUUAUUUAUCUUGGAUUAUGACAGUAUGUUGUCUGAUUACUGUAACAGAUAUAUGUUUGAUUUAAUUUGUGUGAAGCAAAUAAAAGAGUGAAUACAGUUUCACAACUUCAUC
This is a messenger RNA of Erythranthe guttata (spotted monkey flower), 732 nucleotides long. Its product is annotated as membrane protein PM19L. The record is from RefSeq and is a predicted model, not a curated record. NCBI's taxonomy places the organism in Eukaryota, Viridiplantae, Streptophyta, Magnoliopsida, Lamiales, Phrymaceae.